Messenger RNA from Oppiella nova, 3427 nucleotides. NCBI's taxonomy places the organism in Eukaryota, Metazoa, Arthropoda, Arachnida, Sarcoptiformes, Oppiidae. The record is from the annotation of a GenBank genome assembly.
CAAACAAUGAGGCAAUCGUUGCGUUAGAUUUCAAUUUAAUUGUCAUUUCAUUGAUUUAAUCGCAUUUCGGGCCAUAAAUUGGUGUCAUUUUUGACAAACACUUAUUUGGCGUACAAUUCACCACUAAAUCCAUUAAAUUAUGUUAAAGUUUGGCAAACAUUUCAAAUCCAUUUCGCGAUUAAAAGCCGCGAACUAUGGCUUAAGUCACGGCUUAAGACACCACUCAUCCGGCGCUUCGGCGGCCCUAUCGUUGAACCGGAGUCUCAAAGUGGGCCACAAUUUGCACGGAUAUCAAGUGCAGGCCAUCGAAGACGUGCCGGAGCUGUGUUUGAGUGCAUACCUGUUGACACACGUCAAGAGCGGCGCCCAACACCUCCAUCUGUACAGAGAGGACACCAAUAACCUCUUCGGCGUGUCUCUGAGGACCACUCCCACCGACAGCACGGGCGUGGCCCACAUCCUGGAGCACCUGUCGCUGUGCGGGUCCCACCAGUUUCCCUGUCGGGACCCCUUCAUGAAGAUGUUGAGCCGAUCGUUGGCCACAUUCAUGAACGCCUUCACCUCUCCCGACAACACAAUGUAUCCGUUUUCCACGCAAAACACCAAAGACUUCAAUAAUCUGAUGAGUAUUUAUUUGGACGCCGUCUUCUUCCCCCGUCUGCGGCGCCUGGACUUCAAUCAGGAGGGCUGGCGUCUCGAGCACCACGACAUCAAUGAUCCCAACUCUGAGAUCGGCUUCAAAGGUGUGGUGUUCAACGAAAUGAAAGGAUAUUUUUCGACUCCGGCGGCGAUAUAUUCAAGAAAACUUCAAAACCAUUUGUUUCCCAGCAAUACGUACGCCAAUGAAUCUGGUGGAGACCCCCUCGCCAUCCCUGACCUUACAUAUGAAGCUCUCAAAGAGUUUCAUUCCCGACACUAUCACCCGAGUAAUGCCAGAUUUAUAACUUAUGGCAACUUUCCGCUGGAAUCACAUUUGGCUUUCAUUAAUGAUUACGUUUUGAGUCGAUUUACAUUUAAUGAAGACUAUUCGAGAUCGUCUCAAGUGCCGGAUCAGCCGAAGUGGUCUAAACCUGUUCAUGAGUUUAUUGAAUCACAACCGGACCCAAUGGUCCCGUUCCCCGACAAACAGACGACAGUUAGCGUCAACUUUAUGUUAGAAGACAUCACUAAUACUCACGAGAACUUCACGCUCGCUAUCCUCUGUUCACUUCUGAUGGACGGCCCAAAUGCUCUGCUGGCCAAUACGUACGCCAAUGAAUCGGGUGGAGACCCCCUCGCCAUUCCUGAUCUUACAUAUGAAGCGCUCAAAGAGUUUCAUUCCCGACACUAUCACCCGAGUAAUGCCAGAUUUAUAACUUAUGGCAACUUUCCGCUGGAAUCGCAUUUGGCUUUCAUUAAUGAUUACGUUUUGAGUCGAUUUACAUUUAAUGAAGACUAUUCGAGAUCGUCUCAAGUGCCGGAUCAGCCGAAGUGGUCUAAACCUGUGCAUACGUUUAUUGAAUCACAACCGGACCCGUACCAGGGCAAGGGGCUGUUUGAGACAAGUGAAGACUACCUGCCGGGUUUACGAGCUUUAUAUCAGGCGCUCAUAGAGUCCGGGUUGGGCUCUGACUUUAGCCCAAACAGUGGUUUUGCUAAUCACACGAAACAAUCGUUCUUUUCUAUUGGUUUGCAAGGAAUCGCUAAAAAUCAAGUCAAUUAUGUGAUCAAAGCGGUCGAUACGGCGCUCAAGAAUGCGAUCAACGAUGGCUUCCCUGAAGAGAGAAUCGAAGCCAUUCUCCAUAGAGUAGAACUUCAGACAAAACAUCAAACGAGUAAUUAUGGGUUGGGAUUAAUGAUGAACUUAAACCCGCUUUGGACUCAUGGAGGCAAUCCUCUGGUGGGUCUCAGAGUCAACGAACACGUGAACACAUUUCGGGCACAACUCAAACAAAAUCCCAAAUUCUUGACAAAUAAAAUCAAAGAGCGCUUCAUAUCAAACACUCAUCGAUUAGUAUUAGAGAUGAAUCCAUCCGAAGAAUACGAGAAUAAUCUCAAAGAAAAAGAGCAAAAACUAUUGAAUGAAAAGUUGUCUAAAUUGUCGGAAAAGGAUUUGAAAGAGAUUUACGAAAACGGCUUAGAAUUGGACAGAAUUCAGAAGAAUAAGGACGACGUCUCUGUUUUGCCGACACUUAGUGUCAAAAAAGACAUUUCGCGUCGUUUUAAUGCUACGGCUAUAGAAACGACACAAAUACUAAACGCCGACAUUCAAUGGUCGGCUCAACCGACUAAUGGCAUCACAUAUUUCAAUGCGAUCCUUAAGCCCAAAGCGAACUCAUUUCCACAUCAUUUGGUACCAUAUCUACCAGUUUUCAGUCAAGUGGUCACUAACAAUCCGCGGCCACUAGACCUGGCGCUGGUAGGGUACCUCAAACUAGAGAUGCUCUUUCCUGAGGUUAUAUCUUCGCAUUGUUUGGACAAAAAUAUCGAUCAAAUGUUCAGAUUAUGGACCGAUAUAUUCAAUAGAAUCCGAUUCGACGACGAUUACGACCAUCUGCUUCAACUGAUCCGUAUGUGCUCUGCGGAGAUGAAUCAGAGUCUUCCCUAUCACGGGCACAGGUAUGCUAUGAACCGAUCGGCCUCUUCAUUGGGCGGUGCCUUCAAAUACAGAGAACUGACGAGUGGUUUGUCAUCUGUCUCACACUUCCGUUCGUUGGCCUCUUUAGAGGACUGCAAACCAAUUGUACAAAACCUGAAGAGUAUUGCAUCGCUUCUAUUGAACGCCGAUUCCAUCCGGUGCUCAAUCAAUGCGGAGGCGCCCACUAUUAGACCUUCCCUUCAGACCGUCGAGCGAUUCAUUCAAUCCAUUAAUAAAAGUAGUGAAACGAGUCCUCAAACAGAGUCAUUGAAUGUUAACAUUCCGGCCGUUGAGCCGACGCUUAGCGAACACCACGUCUUUCCCUUCGGCGCCAACUAUUUAGCGAAUCGGUUUAUAGAAGUGGCCCUUCACUCCCUUUUCCCGCCGCGUAUGCCUCCGCCGCGAUUAGAAUCACGGCCGCCACGAAUAUUAAUGAACUCAUAUCGCGACCCAAACGUCGACCAAACAAUCAAUGCGUUCAAUAGUUCCGCCGAAUGGCUGUCCGACCAAAACAAUUACAGCGAUCAGGACGUGGAUGAGGCGAAGCUGUCGGUGUUCCAGGACGUGGAUCAUCCUAUUAUGCCCAGCGAACAGGGAUUAGAGUGUUUCGUGAACGGCAUCACCGACCAAAUGAAACACGACUACAGAAUGCGUUUACUCGAUGUCACCAAAACAGACAUCGAAGAAGUGGCCCAAAGGUAUUUAGUGAACGAAACGUCCAAAUCUGGUGUCAUAUUGAUUGGUCCGCGCAAUGAUCGGACCGUAUCUGAUGCCAAGUGGUUGGUAACAGAGGAGAAACCUAACGCUUAA